This is a messenger RNA of Symbiodinium sp. CCMP2592, 7215 nucleotides long. Lineage: Eukaryota; Dinophyceae; Suessiales; Symbiodiniaceae. The record is from the annotation of a GenBank genome assembly.
AUGCUGGGGACUGGCAUUGGGCUUCUGGAGCUGCAGUGCUUGCGACAGGGUCAGUGGAUCACACUUUGGUCCCGGUUCGGGUCCCAAGGCGAGGAUUGGCUGCUGGCCAAAGUCACGCUCCCCGAACUUUCAGAGAUGCUGCGCUUCGUGCACUCCGGCCUCGUCAGCGGCGACGCCGACGUGGCCUUGGACGCCCUGCUGGCCUGGGAGCCCGCUGCUAGCCCUACGUCCUACCUCAGCAUGUCUUUUGGACAUUCGCACAGUUGCGCCCUGCUCCAUCACCAAGGCCUGGUGAAGUGCUGGGGGUUCGGAGGAAGUGGGCGCCUGGGCUAUGGCAGUCAGGCAUUUGCGCCGGGUGCGGCUCCCAACCAGAUGGGUGCCGCCCUGCCCGCAGUGGAGCUCGGCCCACCCGAGCCAAGGGUCCGAGCCACGCAGGUAGCUUGCGGCUUGCGCCACAGCUGCGCAGUGCUCGAAACCGGGCACCUGAAGUGUUGGGGUGAUGGCCAUGAUGGGAAAGUCGGCCCGGGGCAUGACGAUGUCUUCGUUGGCGACGAGCCCUUCGAGAUGGGAGUGUUUCUUCCUGCCAUUGAUCUGGGUGGUUCUUACGUUGUCCAGGUCGCCCCGGGUGAGGAUCAUACCUGUGCUUUGCUCCAGGGCGGGGUGGUGAAGUGCUUUGGAAAAGGUGACAUGCUUGGCUUGGGAGACGCGAUGGACCGCGGCGAAAAUCUAGAGGAGAUGGGCACGCAGCUUCCCACCGUCGACCUGGGCACGGGCUUUGAAGCUGUGCAGCUGGUAGCAGGGUCCUAUCAUACUUGCGCCUUGUCUCGCCAAGGAGCGGUUAAAUGCUGGGGCUGGUCGGGAUACCUGGGACUGGGACUCUCCGAGAACCCCGGGAGCUACGUCGGCACCGGUCCCGGUGAGAUGGGCGAUGCUUUGCCUGCGCUGGACUUGGGAGAUCUCCCCAUCAUUCAGCUCGCCGCCGGUUACCUUCACACCUGCGCGGUGCGGGUCGAUGGCGCGGUCAGGUGCUGGGGCGCAAAUUUUGCGGGGGAGCUGGGCCAUGGCGGCACGGAAACGGCGGGGGACGACCCUGGCGAGAUGGGCAAUAACCUGCCCACCACGGACCUGGGCGAGGGAUCCAGGGCGGUUCACAUCGCCAGCGGUGGCUACCACACUUGCGCCAUCCUGCGAGACGCAUCCCUCAAGUGCUGGGGCUACGGCAGUCAGGGCCAGCUUGGCCAAGGCAACGCUCAGGAUCUAGGCGACGAGCCUUCGGAGAUGGGCUCUGCCUUGCGUGCUGUGGACGUGGGGCUGCACGGAGUGCGGGGUGUGACUUGUGGUGGCUAUCACACCUGCGUGCUGCUGGAUGACGACAGCAUCAGGUGCUGGGGUGGUAACGACGAAGGGCAGCUCGGCCAGGGAAGCACCGUGAACGUCGGCAAUCUACAAGGGCAGAUGGGAGCAGCCUUGGUGCCCACGGAGCUCUUCGUGGUACUGCUGGGUGCUGGUGAUGGACUCGAAGGCCUGAGCCUUCUACCUGGGCCUGGUGGAGGCUCGAGCUCCAGCGGCCUCUUGCAGCUCUCUCACAACGGGUCCCUGGGCCUCGUCUGCGACGACGGCUUCGAUGAGGCCGCUGCGCAAGUCGCCUGCCGUGAUUUGGGAAUGGCUGGGGGAGAGGCCUUCUCGGAGGAUGCGGGUGCCGGCAGCAUCAUGGCCGACAACAUCAAGUGCACGGGCCAAGAGGCGAGCCUGCGCUACUGCCGCUUCCGCGGCUGGCACGUGCACGACUGCUCCUUCCGGGAAGCUGCAGGCAUCCGGUGCCAGCUGGAUGCAUGGAGCGAGUACACGACGGCUGGAGGUCCAGAUGGACGGCAAGACUCCUCCAUGGUUUGGGACGUCGAGACGCAGUCAGCACUUCUUUUUGGUGGCCAUGCCAGCAAUGCGUUCCUCUACUUUGAAGACCUCUGGCGCUACGACUGGCUUCAAAGAGCUUGGAGAGAGAUCCGGCCCAGCGGCCCGAAACCAAGCACCCGAUCGGGGCAUGCAGCUGUGUGGGAUCCCCGUUCCCGGUCCAUGAUCAUCUUCGCGGGCCGUUUCCUUGCAACCUUCUACGAUGACCUUUGGCAAUACGUCGAGGACGGCUCCUGGAAGCAGUUUCAGAUUGUGGGGGCGCUGCAAGCUCCGCAGGCCCGAGCCUACCACACUGCGAUCCUGGACACCGCGGAGAACGCCCUGCUGGCCUUCGGGGGCGAGAGCAGUCAGGUCCUUGGAGAUCUUUGGCGCUACAGCCUCGUGGAGAGGCAGUGGAGCCAGUCUUUGGCCACGGGGCCAAAACCGGCAGCCCGCAGCCGGCAUGGCGCCGCGUGGGCGGCUUUGACCCGGCAAAUGCUGGUUUUUGCAGGAUGGAGUGGCGAUCAGUACUUGGAGGACCUGCACUACUAUGAUUCUUCAGCAGACAGAUGGGGCGAAGUGCCAGCCGCUGGACAUUGGCCCGCGCCCCGCAGCGGUCAUGCGACUGCUUGGGACCCUGUGUCCAAGAGCAUGCUUGUAAUGGGGGGCACCCAGAACGCCAGCGACGGAUUGAGCUACAGCAAUUCGCUCUACAACUUCAGCCUUCUCGGUGGCUUCUGGCAUGAGGAGGGCUUGCAAGCUGGCGUGCCAGGCCCCUCCGGGCGCGCAGCUCUAGCUAUGGUUUGGGACGAGAAGUCCCGUGGCCUCUUCGCUUUUGGUGGCUUCAAUGCCUCCUACCUGCAGCAGAGCUGGAGAUAUGCCGUCAGCCAGACCGACCCACCCCUUGUGGUUCGUUGCGACUUGGGCAGCAACUGCUCCUUUCUUUUCAGGAAUGCCCUGGGCAUUGGCGUUAAGCACGUCUGCUCCGACUCGGACUUUCUGGACGGACAGCUUUUCGUGGUGUCCGAGGAGGCGAAUCGUUGGAGCCUCGAAAGCUCUGAUCUCCUUCUGGAGCCUGGGCCUCACCGACUCUGCGCCUGCGAAGGCGGCUGCAGCCAUCCUGGCGACUAUCAGCUUGCCAUCGGCUACUUUCUGGUGCAAGGUCCCUACUCUGACCAAUCGGCCCAAUGUUACCUGGGCUCCGUCUGCACGAUCAACGCUUGGAGAGGCUUCGGCAUCUCCGUCAAUGACAGCGUCGUCAUGCAGAGCCGAUGCAUGAAUGGGGAGGCCUCUAUCAACUACCCCUGGGAACGUGCCAUUGGCGUUACCUUCAAUGAUACCUAUGGCUGGCACUCGCUGCAAGUCGGCUUGCUGGACCACAGUGCGGGCAAACCAGAGACUGUGGAGCUCUGCUGGUGCCCCUCAAGCAGUGCUUGUGGCUCCACAGCGGACUUUCUGGUGGUGGCACUACGUUUGGAGAUCCUCUGCCCUCCGGGGGAGUACACCGGCAGCGGCCAAUCGUGCCUGCUCUGCCCGGCGGACCACUUUUGCCCCGGCGGGGGCGUGGAACUGCAGAGCUGCCCUGUCGCGAGCACCUCGCAGCCGGGCUCACGCGAGCUUUCCGACUGCAAGUGCCUGCGGGGGCAUUACUGGACGGGCAGUGCCUGUCUGCUGUGCCCAGCAGGCUCUUCGACAUCGCAGGACGGAGCUACCAGCCUGGAUUCCUGCACGUGCAUGGCGGGCUUUGUCAACACGCAGCCCGACAACCCAGCAGCCUGUGAGGCCUGCGGUGUGGGCUUCUUUUGCCCAGGCGGUUCGCAGAGCAGGCAGCCCUGUGGCUCUUUUCAAACGACCGCUGGCGAGAUGUCGCCGGAUCCCUCGCACUGCGUCUGCGAGGCGGGCCGCUUUCUGGAUGGAGGGACCUGCACUUUGUGCCCUGUCGGGCGCUUCAAGACAAACAUCGGAGACUUCUCGUGCACGCAGUGCGGCGCCGGGACCAGCCACGGCAACAUCACCGGACGCGUCGAGCCCUGCAAGUGCCGGCCGGGCUAUGGCUUCGAAGAGACGUCGGCGCAGUGCACGGUGUGCCCUCCCGGCGAAUACAAAUCGACGGUGGGCUAUUUUUGUCCGGGAGGGGGCGAAGAGCGGCAGUGCCCAGACGGCGCCACCUCGCGCGCCCGCUCCGAGCAGCAGGCAGACUGCAGCUGCCUCCCCGGUUUUUUCUUCCGUCCGGACAGCACCUGCGGGCCUUGUCCCGAGGGCUUCUACAAGGAAUCCGAGGGCAAUGAUGCCUUCUGUCCCCGCCAGUGCCCCACGAACUCCAACAGCACAGCUGGUUCCAACAGCCCCUUGAAUUGCUUCUGUGACAGCGGCUACUACCCGGAAGUCCACAGCUCGGGGUUCAUCAUCAGGUGCAUUGAUUGCUCAAUUCUUCCAAACAUGGUUUGCCUCGGUGGUCUUCAGGACUCACGGCUCUUGAAUGAGACGGGCUCCCACUCCUUGCCAGUUGCCAAAGACGGAUUCUUCCAGACAGGAAAAGCCAUAGCCAUCAAGUGCCGAGUGCGAACUGCUGAGGGUGACAGCGCCUGUAUGGGGAGCCAGCCUAUCAGAGAUCCGUGCCAGAGCGGCGCAAUCGCCUCGGAGUGCACCGGGUUGGAUGGAUUGGGCAACCGAUGUGCUGCAGGCUCCCGUGGGAUGCUUUGUGGCGAGUGUCCUGUGGGCUGGGCCCGGAAUAGCUUCCAGGCCCCAUGCCAACAAUGCCAAAGCUCCGAGCUCACCCUUGCCUUCUCGCUGCUUUUCGACAUUUUUUCGAAGGCCGCCCUCAACUUCAUUGUGGCCUCCAUGGCAGCCACCGCGGCAGUGCGGGGCAGCGGGAAGCUGCACACGUCCAUGAUCCGCAUCGCCAUCCAGUGGUUCGCUGCCUGCUCUGUGAUCCAAGUCUUCGACUUAGACCAACUCCGGGGCUUAGCCUUCGAGCUGGCCUAUGGAGCGGGCCCAGCGGCCGUUCUGCCUUGGCCGCCUUGGGUACAAGAUGCCAUCCGGGACUUGCUGGGCUUCUUCUCGCUGGUCCAGCUCCAGCUCUCGGUCCAGUUCUCCUUGCACUGUGUCGCAGAGGCUGCUCUCCCAUCGAGCCAGCCCUCCCAGGCCCAAAACGAGGCCUUGGCUAUCUACUUCCUCUGCCUGCCCUUGUUCACCACCGUGGCGACCGUGACCCUCUGUGCCCUGGCAGUCUACGUGCUGGUGCCCUUGGCGAAACUGAGAGGCUUCAGCUUCAACCGCGUGGACAAGAGGAGAUGGGCAAAGCUGAAGGUCAUGCAGAAGCUGAAGGAUGCCUUGGAGCCCACGCUGCAGGCCUGCGAUCUGAGCUGGGACGAUGUCGAGAACUCCGGGAUGCUAGAGGUGAGCCUGACGUCUUUGCAGGAGGCGUUGGCGGAUGCCAGCAUGUUUCUGCAGCGGGGCGCCGCUGCGUCACCCCAGUUCUUGCUGCGCGCGCUGCGGAGGGAGGCGUGUGAGCUGGGCUUCGGGGACGUGGCGGCGCCGAGGCAGCUGGUGCUGGGGGCGGCGCAGGACGCGUUGCAGGCGGAGGAGGAGCGCGGCCCGGAGGAGGACUUCAAGCGUUUCCUGGCCCGGGCCUUGGGGCUCCUUCUUGAGCGGCUUGAGACGGAGCACCGCGAGGAGGACUUAGACAUGGACGCAGAGAUGGACACGCUCGACUUCGGCCUCUUCCAUGCAAAGCCGAAUCUGCGAGUGCUCAUCUACCAGAGCAUGCCAGUGGUUUGGAUCGGCCUGUCGAUGGCUUGGCCUGUUCUUCUAUCCGGCUUUCUCAGGCUUUUGUGGUGCGUGCCCAUUCCAGAGGGCGACGGCAUGCCCACAUUGCGGCUGCUUCCGAGCCCGGACAUCAUCUGCAGCUCUGAUGCACACGAGCUUACGGCGACUCUUGCUCUGACAGGGCUCCUGGUGUGGUGCCUGGGCAUCCCGCUGGCGCUCUUCCUAAGAGUGCUGGCCCUAAGAGACCGGCACGCCCCCGAAACGUACAGGAGGUAUGGUUACUUUAUUCAGGGCUACGAGCCGCAGUUCUGGUAUUGGGAGCUGGUGGUGAAGCGCAUUGAUGUUGGCCUUGUGAUGCUUUUCACCUACACGGCGGUCGUGCCGGAUGCCGAGGCCAAAUUGCUGCUGCUCCCUUUGUUGUCAGGUUUCCAAACCAUUACCACAGCUUGGCUGAAGCCAUACGCCAACAGCCAGAACCAGAUCCUUGACUUUGUGGACGUGUACUUGGGCACUGUGCGGUUCAUCCUGUUCAGUUGCAUCGCGGCUCUGCUGAUCCUACGGCCGGGAGAGAGGCCGACCCACGCUCUCGCCGCCUUUUUGCUGUGCAUGCUCCUGGCCACGAUCACAUACCUGGUCCUUCACGUUCUUGUUCAAUUCCUCCGGCAUGCAGCCGUCGAUGACCACAGCUCGAGCUCGGAAGGGACAGAGCUUGCAAAGCUCAGCCCCCUGAGCGGCAAGAGCCAGGGCGUUGGUUCCUUUCGGCGUGCGGCUUUGCAAUUCAUCUUGCUCGCCUUUCAGCCCGCGGACAGCGAAAACAUUCGCAUCAAGUGGUCUUUCGAGGACGCCGUGAUUUCGGCCACUGCGGCUCCGACGGAAGCGGGCACUGCGACAACCAGAGCCGCCCCGCGCUCGAAGAGCUGGCUGUCCUUGCGAAGCCUACGGGCCAGCGUACUCCGCUUCGGCCCCGGUAGCCAGGAUAAAGCUCUCCUAAAGGCCAACGAGGAGUUCACCGCGUUCCUGCUGCAGGAGCUAGGCCAGCGUGAGCUUCCCAGCGAGAGCGGCAAGCUGCUGUGCGUCCUCGCGACCGCGGGCCGCAAUCUGUCGACUCUGGCCAAAACGCGUGUAGGCAAAGCGUGGCUGGAGGCAGCCGUCCUCACCAUGGAUGAGGCGGGGCACGGCAAGGUCUGCGCGCCGGAGGACUUGGAGCGAGCCGUUGCGCGACUGCGGCAGAUGCCGGGCAAGGACGCGCAUCAGCUGAUCUUCAGCGUGGCCAGACUCUGUGCAGAGCACGUGGUGAUGGCAGGGCUGGUGCGCAAGGGGGCCACGCUUCCGGAUGAUCCCAGCCAGGUGUUGAGCAGCCUCCGCAAGACAUUGCUCUCGGAGUGGACUGCUGAUGAGAUGGUGGCUCAGGGCGUUGACGGAGAUGCAGACGAUACAGGCCAGCUCGAGGACGAGGUCGAAGAGGUGGCAGUCGAGGCAAGUUGUCUCGAGGAAAACGACGAGGUGGCGACCCCACAGAGAGCUUCGCAGAACGAGGACCAGUUGCUGGAGGUGUAA